This is a messenger RNA of Periconia digitata, 1086 nucleotides long. NCBI's taxonomy places the organism in Eukaryota, Fungi, Ascomycota, Dothideomycetes, Pleosporales, Periconiaceae. The record is from the annotation of a GenBank genome assembly.
UAUGCCACUGGAUUAAAUUCUCACAGCUAAAGCUUGUCAUCGCAAUACAAAAACAACACUUGGAAUCAAGACGACCUCUAGAUCGAAUACCAGAGUCCCCUUUUUCCUAUAUGCGGUUGAAUUGGGAUGGAGGGAGGCUGGAAAGGAGCAGCCCGAUCGGCUCUCCGCAAUGGGUUGUUGGAUGCGCGCUACGGAGACGGAAGGUCCUAUCACCAUCCUUGUUAACGUACGAGAACAGCAGACAUGCACAGCGAGUAUCAAUUCUCCGCUUCGGUCGGACUUUAAUUCAUUCUGUGACAUGCUUGUUGGUGAUUUACCCCUCCUUGCCUUUAUUCGAAUGAAUCAUAAGUAGUUGGUCUACCCCACCAUUUCUGUUGUGGUACAUAUAUUUUUUCGGAGUUCGCCCUCCUGCAACAACAUAUUAAAGAGCUGAAUAUACUUCUUAUGUUUUUCCAAAAUAGAGGAAUAGAGGAUUAAAGCAAAGAACGAAUCUAGAAGAGGAUUAAAAAGAAGCAAAAGGGAAAAGGACAGCAACAAUGGAAGACUACGACGCCAAAGCCCUCGCCACAAUGGACAUGCCACGCCGCCCCAUCAACUUCGUCGCCGCAAAAGCAGGAGAGGUGUUGAAACUGGGUCACAUUACUUGCAGAGUGCUGGAAGAUGGGUCAAAAACAGACAACCGCCUCGGCGCCGCCGAGCUAAUCCUUCCACCUCAUACCUCCGGCCCACCAGCACACUGGCACGAAAUGCACGACGAAUCCUUCUUGAUAACCGCAGGAACAAUCCGCUUCCACACCCCGGACCGCACCCACAGCGACGCCGUGACGGGCGACUACAUCACUGUGCCCACGCGCGCGCCGCACACCUUCUCGAACCCCUUCGACGUCGAGGCUCGCACGUUCUUCACGUGCACCCCAGCGUUUUAUAUUGAUUAUUUCAAGAUCCUGGCGCUGGCGAGUAAAGGGGACGUGAAGAUGAGUAAAGAGAAGAAUUUGGAGAUUAUGGCCAGGUAUGCUACGAUGCCGGCGAAGCCGAUGUUGGAGGAUAUGGCUAGGGAGGCGGAGGGGAAGAAUGGGAAUUGAAAGU